AUGCGUGCAAAUGCGGACCGCCUUCCUUAUCCCCGUCAGGCGGCGUUGUCUGUUGCUUGGUCCUGCCCCGAAUCUCCUUGCCUUUCCUCCCCAACUCUUCUGUCCGUUCUAUCCUCAACUGAAUCCCCCCCCCCCCCUCCCUCCCUCCCUCCCUCCCUCCCUCCCUCCCUCCCUCCCUCCCUCCCUCCUCCCUCCCUCCUCCCUCCCUCCCUCCCUCCCUCCCUCCCUCCCUCCCUCCCUCCCUCCCUCCCUCCCUCCCUCCCUCCUCCCUCCCUCCCUCCCUCCCUCCCUCCCUCCCUCCCUCCCUCCCUCCCUCCCUCCCUCCCUCCCUCCCUCCCUCCCUCUCUCCCUCCCUCCCUCCCUCUCUCCCUCCUCCCUCCCUCUCUCCCUCCCUCCCUCCCUCUCUCCCUCCCUCCCUCCCUCCCUCCCUCUCUCCCUCCCUCCCUCCCUCCCUCCCUCCCUCCCUCCCUCCCUCCCUCCCUCCCUCCCUCCCUCCCUCCCUCCCUCCCUCCCUCCCUCCCUCCCUCCCUCCCUCUCUCCCUCCCUCCCUCCUCCCUCCCUCUUCCCUCCCUCCCUCCCUCCUCCCUCCCUCCCUCCCUCCCUCCCUCCCUCCCUCCCUCCCUCCCUCCCUCCCUCCCUCCCUCCUCCCUCCCUCCUCCCUCCCUCCCUCCCUCCCUCCCUCCCUCCCUCCCUCCCUCCCUCCCUCCCUCUCUCCCUCCCUCCCUCUCCUCCCUCCUCCCUCCCUCCCUCCCUCCCUCCCUCCCUCCCUCCCUCCCUCCUCCCUCCCUCCCUCCCUCCCUCCCUCCCUCCCUCCCUCCCUCCCUCUCUCCCUCCCUCCCUCUCUCCCUCAAUCCCUCUCUCCCUCCCUCCCUCCCUCCCUCUCUCCCUCCCUCCCUCUCUCCCUCCCUCCCUCCCUCCCUCCCUCCCUCCCUCUCUCCCUCCCUCUCUCCCUCAAUCCCUCUCUCCCUCCCUCCCCAUCCCUCCCGCUGUGCAACUCCCAUCCCUCGUUCCGAAACCAACAGUCGUGACGUGCUGAUAUCGAGUCAGGUCAUCACCUGCGAAGUCCUCAAGGUUCUCAUAGCCCUCACAGCCAUGUUCCUGGACGGCUCUCUCUUCACCGUCUGGCGCAACUGGCACCUGCUGGACUCGUUAGAAGCUGCUGCGGUACCAGGCCUGCUGUACGCCGCCCAGAACACGCUCAUUCAGGUGGCCCUGCGCCACCUGGACUACCUGACGUUCAACCUGCUGAACCAGACGAAACUCCUCUUCACCGCUCUCUCCAACUAUCUGUUUCUAAGAAUCCGCCAGACCCGGGUGCAGAUCGUCGCCCUCUGCAUGCUGCUCGUCGCCGCCACGCUACUCACCCUCAGCCCAGGCCCUGCUUCUGGUCCGGGGCCUAAACCUGGCCAGACUCACGGAGCGAGUGCAGCAGGGGAGGCGCCGCCAUCUAUGGCUGCUGGCGCGGCUGCCACUGCUGCUGCGGCGGCGGCUAUUGUAGCAGCAGGCGUGGCCUGGGAGAGAGUGGCGCUGGGAGUGGUGCCGGUGCUGGUGGCGUCUGUGACCUCUGGGCUGGGAUCAACGCACAACCAGUGGCAAGUGCAGGUCAAGAGGCGCAGCCCACAUCUAUUCACCAUCGAGAUGUGUUCCCUCACGUCCCUCGUCCUGCUCGUCUCUCUCUUCACUUCCCAAGACGGCGCCCGCAUGUUGCAACUCGGCUUCUUCCACGCAUGGACGCCACUCACCAUCGUAAGAAGCAUCAAGUCGUGCUUGCUCCCCUUUCUUGCCACUGUGCGUGCACCAUCAUGCAUGCACAUCACUGUUCCUAUCCUCUCCUUCCAAGACGCUGCUGCUCGCAUGUUGCGCCCCGGCUUCUUCCACGCCUGGACGCCCCUCGCCAUAAUGACAUACUGCAGUAUGCUCUCGACUCUACGGCAUGGCGGUCUGCUGGUAACCGCCAUACUGCAGUAUGCUCUCGACUCUACGGCAUGGCGGUCUGCUGGUAACCGCCGGUCUGCUGGUAACCGGCACGCCUCUCCCCAUGCCGCUCUCCCCAUGCCGCUCUCCCCAUGCCGCUCUCCCCAUGCCGCUCUCCCCAUGCCGCUCUCCCCAUGCCGCUCUCCCCAUGCCGCUCUCCCCAUGCUGCUCUUCCCCCCCCUCCCCCUCUUCUCCCCAUGCUGCUCUCCCCCCCCCCACCCCCUCUUCUCCCCAUGCUGCUCUCUCCCCCCCACCCCCUCUUCUCCCCAUGCUGCUCUCCCCCCCCCCACCCCCUCUUCUCCCCAUGCUGCUCUCCCCCCCCCACCCCCUCUUCUCCCCAUGCUGCUCUCCCCCCCCCCCACCCCCUCUUCUCCCCAUGCUGCUCUCCCCCCCCCACCCCCUCUUCUCCCCAUGCUGCUCUCCCCCCCCCCCACCCCCUCCUCUCCCCAUGCUGCUCGUCCCUUCUCUCAACCCACACUCCUUCCCUCACAGGGUUUCACAGUGAUAGCGGAUCUGCUGGUAACCUCUAGUGCAGGGUUCACAGUGAUAGCCGGUCUGGUGGUAACCGCCAUAGUGCAGUAUGCUCUCGACGGCACACCUCCCUCCCUCUUUGUGUGGCUGGCCCUCCCCCUCACCGUCCUUAGCACCUACCUCUACUCCUCCUCCGCUGCUCCCUCUCCUGCUGCUGCGACUAAGAAGAGCAAGGAGCUCUAA
Closterium sp. NIES-65 is the source of this 2688-nucleotide messenger RNA. The record is from the annotation of a GenBank genome assembly. NCBI's taxonomy places the organism in Eukaryota, Viridiplantae, Streptophyta, Zygnematophyceae, Desmidiales, Closteriaceae.